CAUGCGCAGUGGGCGCGUGGUGGGCGGAGAGGAUGUUCUUGUUUAUUUUCAUGGCCAGUUAACCAUAAACGUGUUGUUAUAUUAUAUUAAUAUACAUUACAUACAUAUAUAUGUAUAUUUACAGUUUUAGUGUAAUAAGGGCAACAGAUAAACAGGUAUUUAUAAUGCUGUAAUGUAACAUGUCAUGAGGUAGCAGCGGAUCAGAGAGGAGGAAGCAGAGCUAGCCUUAGUUAGCUUAGCUGUUAGCAUAAUGUGCUAGCAAGCUAACCUAAAUAUCAUUAAUGCAAUUUAGUUAACGCAUUUAACCUUUAGGUAGCGAAAGCCACUCACGUAUCCCAUCUUGCACCACUGGGACUAACGCUGCAGGUGGAAGGAAGAAGUCAGAAAUCACAGUUGCUACACUUGGGCAGCAUUUGAUCAACAGUAAUCACCUUGAAACAUUUAAACUGUUAAAGGCAUAGAGGAUACAACUUGAAAGUCUCCCCAAGGGUGAAACCUAAGGAGCAAGAUGUCAAUCACGAACACUCCCACGAGUAAUGAUGCCUGUCUGAGCAUUGUGCACAGCCUGAUGUGCCACCGACAGGGAGGGGAGAGUGAAACCUUUGCUAAGCGAGCUAUUGAGAGUCUUGUCAAGAAGCUGAAGGAGAAGAAAGAUGAGCUGGAUUCCCUCAUCACCGCCAUCACUACGAAUGGAGCUCAUCCUAGCAAGUGUGUAACCAUACAACGAACUUUGGAUGGACGCCUACAGGUUGCGGGGCGCAAAGGUUUCCCCCAUGUUGUCUAUGCCCGACUGUGGCGAUGGCCUGAUCUACACAAGAACGAAUUAAAGCACGUGAAAUAUUGUCAGUAUGCCUUUGACUUGAAAUGUGACAAUGUUUGUGUCAACCCAUACCACUACGAGAGGGUCGUCUCUCCUGGCAUUGGUACGUACCUCACAGACUUAUCAGGGCUGACCCUUUCAAAUUCAGAUCGACUCUUGGUAAAGGAUGAGUAUGAGUAUGACUAUGACUACGACAACCAGCAAUCUCACUCAAGCUCUGAAAGCCACCUGCAGACUAUCCAGCAUCCCCCGUCAAGACCCGGUCCACAGGAGACCUUCAUCAACCCCGCUCUACUCCCCCCGGUGGAGGGCAGCAGUUCAGCUUCAACCUCUGCUUUCUCUAACAUCAGUGCUGGACCCUCAAAUCCCACCCCCAAUUGGAGCAGAAACAGCAGCUUCAACUCUGCAGUGCCUCAACAUCAGAACGGGCAUCUACAGCAUCAUCCAGCCAUGCCCCACACAGGGCAUUACUGGCCCGUUACCAAUGAAAUUGCGUUCCAGCCCCCCAUAUCCAGUCACCCUGCUCCAGACUACUGGUGCUCCAUUGCGUACUUUGAGAUGGAUGUCCAAGUUGGGGAGACGUUUAAGGUGCCAUCCACAUGUCCGAUAGUGACUGUGGAUGGCUACGUGGAUCCAUCAGGAGGGGACCGCUUUUGCUUGGGCCAGCUGAGCAAUGUCCACAGGACAGAGAACAUAGAGAGAGCCAGGCUCCACAUUGGCAAAGGCAUGCAGCUGGAGUGCAAAGGUGAAGGAGACGUCUGGGUGCGCUGUUUGAGCGAUCACGCGGUGUUUGUGCAGAGCUAUUACCUGGAUCGAGAGGCUGGACGUGCCCCUGGAGAUGCAGUUCACAAGAUCUACCCCAGUGCUCACAUCAAGGUGUUUGACUUGCGUCAGUGCCACAGGCAGAUGCAGCAGCAGGCAGCGACAGCUCAGGCAGCAGUUACAGCUCAGGCAGCAGCCGUGGCCGGGAACAUACCCGGGCCCGGCUCUGUGGGAGGCAUCGCCCCGGCCAUCAGUCUGUCUGCUGCUGCAGGCAUCGGGGUUGAUGACCUGCGCAGGCUGUGCAUCCUGCGGAUGAGCUUCGUGAAGGGCUGGGGGCCCGACUACCCACGGCAAAGCAUCAAAGAGACGCCAUGCUGGAUCGAGAUCCAUUUACACCGAGCUCUACAGCUGCUGGAUGAAGUUCUGCAUACCAUGCCCAUCGCUGACCCUCACCCGCUUGACUGAGAUAAAAGACAUGAACUGUACAAAGAAAGAGGAAACAAUCAGACUUGAUUUUUUAACAGAGCACUCCGCCUAUAGGCCCCGGGGUGCUGAAGGAGGACUGCAACGACACAGGGAUGCCGAGUUGGUUGUAGGAGUAUGAACAAGGACAUAAAGGCCGGCAGUAUACUCUAAACACACUGCUUUGAAAUAUACUGAGUGAGACUCCAGGUCUGUAAGUGUCAGUGACUUCCAAACAACAGCCGGAGGACCAUGUGAAGUACACUGGGAGGAGUCGUAGUACUCCAAAAACACGCUGCCAAGAGGAUGAAAAAGGAAGCCAGUACUCUGACAUUGUUCAGCAAUUGGAAAUUCACAACAGCUGGAAGCAAACAAGGCUUUGCGUGUCUCGAAUUGAUACAAAAAUACUCGCAAAUUGAUAGAGCGAGAUGAAAAGAUGCCAUCAGUUAUUUAUUAGCCUUGGUGCUGUACAAAAGAAAUGCAUAACCACAAGAGAGUGUAGGGUGUCAAACACAAACUGAUGUAUUCUCAGCUGCAGUCUUUUUUUCAGUGUGAACAUUUCCACAUUUAACAUUUUAAGAUGUAUCGAACCCCCCAUAACUUACUGACAAAAUUCUUUAUUUGGAUUAUUUAAUAAGAGGGCAGACAAUUUGGCUUAAAACCAGUAAAGUGGAGCACGAUUUGAUGCCUUGUAUUGGAUGAAAACCUGUUCUUUACCCUGUCUGAACACACUAAAUGUCAUUUCAGUUGCAGUAUACUGCCGAUCCAGUCCGCCUUCUUUGGCUCUCCAGGCGCUUAUAUGGCUUCAUGUAAGUGGAGUUUUUCACCUCACAAAUCAGGACAUUUAUGUAAUAUCUUGUUAUUCAUUACUUAUUCUUAUAAGAUGUAAUCUUAAAUAUUUUUCAAUGCCGUCUGUCCUUGUUUGACAUUUUUUUUUUAUUUAUAUUCCCCUUUUGAAUAGUUUUUUUUUACUGAAGAGCAUUUGAAAAGCAUAUUUGAGCUGACCUCAGUUUCUCUUUCAACACCAUAAAACCUCCAUUAUUCUCCCGCCAGUCAAGGCUGUUGUGACAUUGAGAAAUUAUGUUUUCGACUGAAGUUUUUCAAAUGUCAAAAUCACAUUGAAAUGAUGGAAUAUUUUCAAAAGAAAAAGGUUAUAAUAACAAAUCGUAAUAUUAUUUAUAAUUUAUUUUAAAAAUUAGAUGCCCACAUAGUGUCCGUCAGCACUUUAUUAAUUUGAUUAAGUAUUUUGUCUUGUUUCGUAGUCUCAUGCAUGGUCACUUGUAUCCAUAUAAUUUCUUAGAAUAGUUGAAAAGUUUUUCUUGCUUAAUGACCUUGGUGAGAGCUGUGAAAAAUGUGCUUCAAGUUGUCUGCCUAAAAUCUAUGUUUUCAGUGUCAAACACUCACCCACAGCAGGUUUGAAAGGUGUAUUUAACUCUGACAGUUUGGAACAUAUUGAGCUGCGGUGUACCCUUGUCAGUGCAGGAUGAAACUACCGUGAAACGACCACCUUUCAAACCUACAGUCUGUGAAUCUUUGAUAUUUAAAAGAUGCAUUUUGGGUGGAACAUCUCUUUUAAGAUAGCUCACCGCCACCCAUUUGAAUUUGCGUAUAACUUGGAUGACACUUACCGUAACGUAUUCAGGGACAACAGCUGAGUAUAAGAAUGAACUGUGAGAGGAAGUGUAAGCCAUACUGAUGCCAAAUAUACCCUACGAAUCACGAAUGAGUCAUUUCAGUGUUAUGCCGCUUGUAAAAGCUUGAUUUUAAUUAUAAACUGAAUGAAUGAUUUCAGUUUUUUGCUCAGCACAAAUCAAUAUUUUGGUAUUUGGAGCUCUGUUUACCGACAGCUGUUGCAGUAUUUUAUACUCUUUUGCUACCUUUACAGUGAUGAACCACAAAAUAGAAAAGAAUGCUGUACAAUUUUCAGGAAAUGCAAGUUCAUGCUCAUCUUAAUCUUUACCCGUUGUGUCAUACGUACUGAGUUUGAAUGCUAUUGGUGUUUAUAUGUAUGGUUGAAUAAAAGUCAAUGGGAUAACA
Messenger RNA from Sebastes umbrosus (honeycomb rockfish), 4081 nucleotides. RefSeq names its product SMAD family member 4a (gene smad4a). Bases 509 to 2047 code for a protein of 512 amino acids. Gene Ontology annotation, molecular function: DNA-binding transcription factor activity, RNA polymerase II-specific; RNA polymerase II cis-regulatory region sequence-specific DNA binding; I-SMAD binding. Gene Ontology annotation, biological process: regulation of transcription by RNA polymerase II; anatomical structure morphogenesis; cell differentiation. Gene Ontology annotation, cellular component: heteromeric SMAD protein complex. Lineage: Eukaryota; Metazoa; Chordata; Actinopteri; Perciformes; Sebastidae. The record is from RefSeq and is a predicted model, not a curated record. The transcript has 11 exons.